Molecule: messenger RNA, 468 nt
Organism: Brassica oleracea var. oleracea
Lineage: Eukaryota; Viridiplantae; Streptophyta; Magnoliopsida; Brassicales; Brassicaceae
Exons: 1
Coding region: 1-468 (155 amino acids)
Source: RefSeq, a predicted model, not a curated record
AUGGAGAAUAAGGCAUCAGUCAUGGGAUUUCUCUUAAUCACUACUUUGAUAUCAUCUACUUAUCCAAGUUUAGCCACAGAAAAUGACGACAAACCAUUGAUUGAUCCUGACACCAGUCUAGAUGAAGCAUUUGCACGCUCCCCGGGUUCAGAAGAAUACAAUAUUAAUGCGUUCAACAGUAUACCAGCACCAGAAGCAAACUAUUUCAUGAAGAACUGUGCUAAGACGAGGGAUGUUAAGUGUGACGACGAAGUACUGCUUGAUCUUUUUAAAAACGAACCUAUGUCGAGAGAAUGUUGUCUCAUGGUAUUGCACAAUGGGGGAGGUUGUAACAUGUUAAUUGCGAAGUUCAGCUCCAGGUUGUACCAACUAAGACGUUUCACUUCCGUUGCCAAAAUUCUUCUUUUGAGGACUGAGAAAAUUUUGAACAGAUGUUCUGCUGAAACUUCUACACCAUUGUCUGGUUAA